Lactuca saligna is the source of this 537-nucleotide messenger RNA. The record is from the annotation of a GenBank genome assembly. Lineage: Eukaryota; Viridiplantae; Streptophyta; Magnoliopsida; Asterales; Asteraceae.
AUGGGGGACAUAUUUCUUCAAAACCUGUCAAGCAUCAUCACUGCACAUGUCUUAGAUCCACAAGAGGGAGAAAGAAUAUUGGACAUGUGUGCUGCCCCUGGUGGAAAAACAACUGCAAUUGCUUCCCUUAUGAAAGAUAAAGGAAAGGUUAUUACAGUUGAUAGGUCUGAUGACAUGGUACUUGCUACAUUUUGUGAUAAUAUUCUUAAAAAUGGUGGAAGUGAGAAAUUGAAUGAUGAAGCCAUUGAGGACACGCUUGAGAAGGUAGUAAAGUUGCUUGCCUACAUUAGUGAUAAAGAUCUGUUUGCUGAAUUUUACAAGAAAAAACUUGCUAGGAGGCCUUGUUUGUACUUUGUAAAAUGUAGGAUUGGGCACUUGAGCUGGAAGAAGUUUUCAUAGGUUUGAUAAGUUUGUUCCAUAUAAAAAUACAAUCAAGAACAAGAUUCUCCUUUAGCAUGGUAUUGUAGGUUCAAACCUUUUCUGUUAAGUUAUAUCAUUCAUGCAAGAUGAGAAGGGCAUUACUGUCUUUUGCAUGGA